Aethalodelphis obliquidens (Pacific white-sided dolphin) is the source of this 2045-nucleotide messenger RNA. It is a transcript of the gene UBXN2A, whose product is annotated as UBX domain protein 2A. The record is from RefSeq and is a predicted model, not a curated record. NCBI's taxonomy places the organism in Eukaryota, Metazoa, Chordata, Mammalia, Artiodactyla, Delphinidae. Gene Ontology annotation, biological process: membrane fusion; Golgi organization; nuclear membrane reassembly. Gene Ontology annotation, cellular component: cytosol; nucleus. The transcript is spliced from 7 exons. Gene Ontology annotation, molecular function: ubiquitin binding. The coding region runs from base 476 to 1387 and encodes 303 amino acids.
UGAAGUCUGCAACUGUCUCCAAGGUCAGACAGAAAAUGGCCCUUCUUGUAUAGGGAGGAGCGAACAAAGGCUACAAAGAACUGGGUGUGGGGCACAGUGGGUGGGUGGAGGUGGCAGUGAUCGCAUGGCAGAUCAGAGUGGUUUACAUGGAGGUCAGCCUAUUUUUCAGGAGUGAUGGUGAAGGAGGGCUUGUACGCUGGAUCAGGAUGAGGGUGGGUCAAAGUUUAGGAGCCUGGAGGAAGGAGAGAAGCUUAAGUUUGGUCAAAACAAGGUAGCUGGUAUUUUGUCCAGAUUGGUCAGUGAGAACAAUAAGUAAAGCUAAUCAUUUAUGAGGCAAAAAAAAAAAAAGGGCAUUUGGAGGGUCUAUGUCUGACCUUGUCAUAGGUAAACAAGGGGGCAUCCCUGAGUCUUAUCUAAACCACGUGGGGAAGGGUGGUUUCUUCCUUGCUGUCAGCCCUUUCAGGGGCAUGAAAGGAUGGGAGAAUUUUUUUUUAACCUUCGCUUUCCAGAAUCACAGGUCUCAGGUGAAGUUCAACAUGGUCAGAAUGCAGGUAAAUCUCUCCACGGAUUCAAUCAGCGGCUGACGACGUACGGAGUAAGGCAAAAGAGAAUGAAAGAAGUAGAUAAUCUUGAAAGUAUAAAGGAAGAAUGGGUUUGUGAAACAGGAUCUGACCACCAACCUCUUAGUGAUAAUCAACAAACAAAUUGUGAAUAUUUUGUUGACAGCCUUUUUGAGGAAGCUCAGAAGGUUGGUGCCAAAUGUUUGUCUCCCACUGAACAAAAGAAACAGGCAGAUGUAAGUAUAAAAUUAUGGAAAAAUGGAUUCACAGUCAAUGAUGAUUUCAGAAGUUAUUCUGAUGGUGCAAGUCAGCAGUUUCUGAACUCCAUCAAAAAAGGAGAAUUACCUUUAGAAUUACAGGGAGUUUUUGAUAAAGAGGAGGUCGAUGUUAAAGUUGAAGAUAAGAAAAAUGAAGUAUGUAUGUCAACGAAACCUGUGUUCCAGCCCUUCUCAGGACAGGGUCACAGACUGGGAAGUGCUACACCAAAAAUUGUUUCUAAAGCGAAGACUAUUGAAGUUGAGAAUAAAAAUAAGUUGUCUACUGUCCCACUAAACAGUCUGGAACCCAUCACUAAUAUACAGAUCUGGUUAGCCAAUGGGGAAAGGAUUGUCCAGAAAUUUAACGUUUCUCAUAGGGUAAGCCACAUCAAAGACUUCAUCGAAAAAUACCAAGGAUCACAAAGAAGUCCUCCCUUUUCCCUGGCAACAGCUCUUCCUUUCCUCAAAUUACUAGAUGAAACACUCACACUGGAAGAAGCCAAUUUACAGAAUGCUGUAAUCAUUCAGAGACUCAAAAAAACCGCUGAACCUUUUAAAGAACUUUUAUAACAUUGAUUUUUGAUACACUAAGUGGAAGGUUUCCAGAAAAAUGAUGGUCAUAAGUGGACAUGUACACCAAAAUGGGGGGGAAGUCAGAUUUGCUGAGCUUUGCACUAUUUAACUCCCUCCUGACGAGAAGAUUUUAAAAUAAGUACAAGUUAGGAAAAUAAACUAUGACUGGAAACUAUAUUCAAUGAACUUUUCCCAGAAGGCUACUCAGAAAGAAAAAUAGACUUAUUUUCAAAUACCAGUUAUUUAACAUAAGAUAUAUUAAAUAACUAUAUCAUUUAAAAUCUUAAUACGGUAUAAAUUAGCAAAUAUGUUCAUAGCAUCUUUCAUUCAAACAUCAUUCCCAAACAGCAGUGAUUUGUUUAAAUGUUAGCUGUCUCAGAUUUUUUUAAAUAGCAAUACAUUAAAAAAUUAUACAUGGCAGGUUAAAAACAUCAAUGCAAUUUUUUUAUAUCUGAGAUACAAUCAAAAGGCUGAAAGGAACUGCUUUCACCACAGCUAUGCCUCACCCUCAGAAGUGUUCCCAAUUUGCAUUGUCUAGUGGCAAGAUACACUCAAAUAUUAACUUGGCAACAAUAUCUGGGAUGUAUUUUCAUUUAAGAAUAAAAUUGUGUGGCUUAGUAUAAUGUCAGUAUCAAUCUGCUGACAUACAUUUCAA